UUGUGCUAAAGUUCUUAAAUCUACCAAGGAUGAAGUUAUGCUACAAACUUUCAGUCAGUCUCAGUGUUACGGAGAGUACCAUUGUUUCCAUGCUCUUCUAUCUUCUAGUACUGGGACAAUUAAACUUCAUGUUGGAGCACCUUCCCCUAAUAUUGAACACUCUUGCGUGAUUCCAUCAUUUGAUCCCGAUGUUCCCUUCAUGAUGGCAACUAUAAUACCAGCAAACAAUUCAUCAAAGGAAGCAAGCGUGGAUUCAAAUUUUGGCAAGGAGGAUUCCAGCGAUACAACAGAGGAGUUUCCACAUCCUAGCUUGGUUUGGAGAGACAGGGGUUCUGCAGAUGUGUCAGGGAACCCUCUGUAUGUAGGAGACACCCUGGAUCAAAUAGAGAAGGAAACUAGAGCUCAGCUGUAUACAAUAUCAAAACAGUUUACACAACAUAUUUCAACCUUGAUGGGGGACUUCAUGAGACGGGUUCUUUCAUCUUGACAAUCCUUUAAUUAAUAAUCCUUAAUUUUAUAAAUACUGCAGAUACGGAAAAUAUAUAACUAUUUAACUCUUUUUA
Messenger RNA from Eurytemora carolleeae, 563 nucleotides. RefSeq lists its product as uncharacterized. Lineage: Eukaryota; Metazoa; Arthropoda; Copepoda; Calanoida; Temoridae. The record is from RefSeq and is a predicted model, not a curated record.